This is a messenger RNA of Pyrus x bretschneideri (Chinese white pear), 1702 nucleotides long. Its product is annotated as protein CUP-SHAPED COTYLEDON 2. The coding region runs from base 78 to 1481 and encodes 467 amino acids. The transcript has 3 exons. Gene Ontology annotation, biological process: regulation of DNA-templated transcription. The record is from RefSeq and is a predicted model, not a curated record. Lineage: Eukaryota; Viridiplantae; Streptophyta; Magnoliopsida; Rosales; Rosaceae. Gene Ontology annotation, molecular function: DNA binding.
UUUCCUCAGACACAUCACACACACUCUCUCUCUCUCUUUACAGAGGGAGAAAGAAAGAGGAGAGAGAAAGAGAGGAAAUGUAUACGGCAGAGAGGACAGAAAAAAACACAGAUUUUUCCAGCCAUAUCAUACCUUAUUAUAUCUCCUUCACCUUUUCCCCUCUCUCUCUGCCACUCAGAUCAGAUCCAUCAAACCCUUCUCACACUCUUCCUCUCUCUUUCUCUCUCUCUCUCUCCCUAAAACCAAAUCUUGCAGCUACAAAACAAACACUCAUCCCCUCACUCUCAAAACCCCUCACUCCACUCCACUCUUUCCUGACCUCCAACAACUUUCAUGAAACAAUCACACCUUAUUUAAAACCUAGACACACUCCAAAAGUCCGUUCUGGGUUUUCUUCCCAACGACUGUCUCGUUGUUUGUUUGAUUUCUCUCUCUCGACACCCAUGGACAUCAUGAGCUUCUCCACCCAAUUUGAUCACAACACCCACCUGCCACCCGGCUUCCGCUUCCACCCCACCGAUGAGGAGCUCAUCACCUACUACCUCCUCAAGAAGGUCCUUGACAGCAGCUUCACCGGCCGUGCCAUUGCUGAAGUCGACCUCAACAAGUGUGAGCCUUGGGAGCUCCCUGACAAGGCAAAGAUGGGGGAGAAAGAGUGGUACUUUUUCAGCCUGCGUGACCGGAAAUACCCGACGGGGCUCCGAACCAACAGGGCAACUGAAGCCGGGUACUGGAAAGCCACCGGAAAGGACAGGGAGAUUUACAGCUCCAAGACUUGUGCGCUCGUUGGGAUGAAGAAGACUUUGGUUUUUUACCGCGGUAGAGCUCCCAAGGGUGAAAAAUCCAACUGGGUCAUGCAUGAGUACCGUCUUGAAGGCAAAUUUGCCUACCACUAUCUCUCCCGGAGCUCCAAGGACGAGUGGGUCAUUUCCCGGGUUUUCCAGAAGAGCAGCGGAUCAGCCGCUACCGGACCCGGAUCCAAAAAGACUCGGAUGGGCAACGGCUCCACCAGCAGCGUCUCUCUCUGCCCAGAACCCAGCUCCCCCUCCUCCGUUUCUCUCCCGCCCCUCCUCGACUCCUCCCCUUACCAACCCGUCUCUGCCGCCGGCGACGGCUGCUCUUACGACAGUCCAAUCCCCAUGGAGCACGUGUCCUGUUUCUCCACCAACCCUAGUAACAAUGGCUUCAACCUCCCAGCCUCGUGCUUCGACCUGGCUCACCCUCCUCCGCCCCAGCCGCCGAACUUUGGCGGCGUCUCGGCCUUCCCGAGCCUCCGGUCUCUGCAGGAGAAUCUCCAGCUGCCACUCUUCUUCUCCCCAAUGCCGGCUCAUCCUCCUGUCCACGUUGGCAGCUCUGUCGCUGGCGGCGGAUCCUCCGUCGAUUUCACCGGGAACUGGCCUCCGGUAUCCGAGGAAGUCAGGGCAGUUGGCCCCACGGAGCUUGAUUGCAUGUGGAAUUACUUCAAGACCGAGUGUCUUUGAAAAUCAUGGAGGCUUCCACACGUGCGGGGGUGUUUCAGACUUUUUAUUCGAAAACGCCCGAUUCACUUCGUAGUAGCAGGGCUAGUUUCGGUAUUUCAGUUGUGACGUUAUCAGUAGUUUAUGUUUGUUUUAUGUUUGGCCUGUGAUUAUAUGACUGCAUGAGACUAUGACCGACUCUGGUGUGUUUUAUUACCUAAGUAAUCUAAUGGUGAAUUUAGUAA